UUUAGCACCGUUUGUUUUUAGAGUUUUGGACCUGCGGGGACAAUAGGGUGCAUGUACAGUGAAGACUUUGGUUGUCCGAGGUCUCCAGUACAAAGGCAUGGCGAUGGAUACAGUACACAUUUAAUUAAAUUGUUAUGGGUUUUGACCAACGAAGAGGUCAUAUUCUCAAAAAAAUAAAGAAUUGUGUCACUUUCAUCUUUUAUUUAAUCUAGUAUGCCAGUGAUAGCGUGAUUUAUGGUGACAAAUCAAAAUACAAAUCCCAGAAAUGUUCAAAUGUUUUUUUAAGCCCAUUACAUAACUUAAUUUGGAUAAAAGCCUCUGUUUAGACUAACAUAAAAAUGCAUUUUUCACACUUUCUUGUGGUCCUGUAUCUGUGGUUUUUAUAAUAGCAGUUAAAUGGGUUCAAUGAGGCUAAACGUUGAGUAACGUCACAUUAACACUGUUAUAUUAACCCAGAUCAGACUGAAUACUGACUAAAACAUUCACUCUGUGUCUGUCUGUCUGAAGACUCUGAAGUUUAUGAUUUGAAGUUGUUUUUAUUAAAUACUUUCUCAAGGUCACUCAUGGGGUUGAAAACGAUCUUGAUUUUAAUGAUGGUUGUGCAUACAUGCACUGGAGAGAGCGUGAACGGCACUGCACAUCUGUAUAACAUCACUGAUCUGAGUGCAGUAAAAUACAACGAGACUGAAUCACCCGCGGGGGAGAUAACAAUCUCAGACGAUGCUGUGCAAUUCCUCAAAGGCCUGCUACUCACACGUGCCAUGCCCUCUUUCUACAUCUUCCUCUUAGUUAGUUUGCCCCUAAAUGCAUUGGCCCUGGUGACGUUCACCUGUAAGAUUAAAGAAAAGAAACCGGCUGUGAUCUACAUGUCAAACCUGGCGUGUGUGGAUCUGCUCUUCACCCUGCUGCUUCCUCUGAAGAUCCACUACCAACUGAACGGAUCUGAUUGGGUGUUUGGUGAGGUGGCGUGUCGCGUGGUAACCGUUGCUUUCCAAUGCUACAUGUACUGCUCCAUACUGCUGAUGAUGUGCAUAAGUGUGGACAGACUGCUGGCUGUCGUUUUCCCCAUGGCCUCUCUGACCUGGCGGACAACGCGGGGUUCUGCUUACGUUUGUGUGUUGGUCUGGUUGCUGGCAAUUGCUGGCACGGUCCCCCUUCUCUCCAUUAGACAGACAUAUAAGAUUAAGAAAGUGGGCAUCACCUGCCAUGAUGUUACUCCCAAUAAAGAACCUGCACAGCAGCAGAAUGCACACCUGUUCUCCGUUCUAUCCUCUCUUUACUUCUUCCUGCCGCUGGUCAUCACUUUGGCGUGUUACUCUGCUAUUAUACAUGCACUCAGUGCCAAAUCUGAUCAAAUUGCAACUUUAUCAGUAAUCUCAGAGAAACGAAGGAGAGCCGUGAUUAUGACAAUCGCUGUGCUGAUAGAGUUUGUGGUUUGCUUUGCACCAACCAAUGCAAUCCUGUUGUACCACUGUAUUCUUCUGGCCACAGGACACGGCAGCGGGGAGGGAAACGCAUCAUAUAUGGCUUACCUGUUGACUCUGUGUGUGGGGAGCUCAAGUGUUUUUCUGGAUCCUCUGCUGUAUUACUAUGGGUCGUCUCAGUGCAGACAGCAGAUCAGAUCUGUGUUUUGGUGGAAGAAAACAAAAGGCGUACCCACGUUUUCAGUCACUUACACAUAAUCUCAUCUCUAAUCCCAUGGUUGAAAGUUUGGAGUGCUUCUGAAGUGCUGAAGAAUCAGAAACGACAACCUGUCAUUGUUGUAAAGAUACAAUAUAUUGCAUGUCUAUACAUACUGCUAUACUAUACUAGUUAAAAAUAAAAACUAUUUAUAAUUUAAAAGGAUAGUUCACCCAAAAAUUAAAAUUCUGUUAUCCGGUAGUGGUACUCACCCUGAUGUUGUUCAAAACCUGUAUGUUUUUUUAUUCUUUUCAACACAGAUGCUCAGAGAGUAGAAGUGUUUCGUUUAUAGCAAAUAUUACACCUCCACUUAUGCAAUAAAGA
Molecule: messenger RNA, 2004 nt
Organism: Paramisgurnus dabryanus
Lineage: Eukaryota; Metazoa; Chordata; Actinopteri; Cypriniformes; Cobitidae
Product: proteinase-activated receptor 1-like
Biological process (GO): blood coagulation; phospholipase C-activating G protein-coupled receptor signaling pathway; positive regulation of blood coagulation
Cellular component (GO): plasma membrane
Molecular function (GO): thrombin-activated receptor activity
Source: RefSeq, a predicted model, not a curated record